AUGGCACUACAUCACCUCGCCCCAGAACUUCUCGUCCGCAUUUUCGAAUCCCUCUCCUCCGUGUCCGAUAUUAUCAGCCUGUCGCUGACCUGUCACUAUUUCUACGACGUCCUCCCCAAAUCGCAAAAGCUGGCACUCUUCUUCACCACAAUAGAUGAAACAGACGGACCAGUCGAAGAUAUCAUACAACUCUUGACCCAGAACAACAAUCAAAUGCUGCAUACUCGGCGAUCCCCGCCUCUAUCUUUUGCCUUGCUCUCGCAAGUCACGGCUGUUGCUCGCGUGGCACAGCGCUACCUCGAUCUGUUCCCCGGCUUCAAGUGGCUGGAAGCUGACAGCGUCAACCGCCGAGUCUUAGACCGCCGCGAAGCUCGUCGACUACGUCGAGCGGUCUAUCGGCUGUGGAGCUAUGCCAAAGCCUUUCACCAAUUUCCUUAUCGCACCACACGCACCGACGCAACAGCCACCGCCGAGCGACUGCAGCUUCUGCGGACCUGGUCGAACGACGAACUCUUUGAGCUGGAGGAUUUCCGCGGUUUUCUCGAACAAUUGCUUGCCACUGAAAUCUGCCCUACCGACGGAGAGGUGUAUUCGCGGAUUCCCGAAGAUGCACAAAAGUUCCAUCUGUCGCUACAGUACCCUUUCCUUCGUCCCGUCUCAUCCAUUCCACAAGCAUACGACGAUCUUUUCCACAGUUCCCGUAACUCGGAUUGUGAUUUGCACAAGCCGACUGUCCAGGAACUUCGGAUCAGGCAUAUGCAAGGAUGGGGUAGUGACCUGCAGAAUUUCUAUCUGAUCCAGUCGUUCUUGAAAUUCACACCGGCGCAGAUUUUGUGGCUGUUCGACAAUGCAGUGUGUCGCGCGGACGUGGAACGGUUCAUCGAGCAACAGACCCACGAUCCGUGCUUCUUUGACAGUGGAUCCAUGUUUUUCCAAGACUGGGUCACAGUAUUGCAUACACGAGGCGUCGAUGUGCAACAAGCACGCGAAGCCAUCUGGCAGGAGAAGGCGGGGGUCGUAGUCACUGCAAGCGACCUCUGA
Molecule: messenger RNA, 1041 nt
Organism: Fonsecaea nubica
Lineage: Eukaryota; Fungi; Ascomycota; Eurotiomycetes; Chaetothyriales; Herpotrichiellaceae
Exons: 1
Coding region: 1-1041 (346 amino acids)
Source: RefSeq, a predicted model, not a curated record